This is a messenger RNA of Scleropages formosus (Asian bonytongue), 4806 nucleotides long. RefSeq names its product reticulon-4 receptor-like 2. Gene Ontology annotation, cellular component: plasma membrane; external side of plasma membrane. The transcript has 3 exons. The record is from RefSeq and is a predicted model, not a curated record. Gene Ontology annotation, biological process: positive regulation of Rho protein signal transduction. Gene Ontology annotation, molecular function: ganglioside GT1b binding; protein binding; ganglioside GM1 binding. Lineage: Eukaryota; Metazoa; Chordata; Actinopteri; Osteoglossiformes; Osteoglossidae. Bases 133 to 1515 code for a protein of 460 amino acids.
GCUGCGCAUCUCCACUCGACUCGCUCGGUCCGCCGACCCGACUUCCCCGACCGGGACGCCAGAGCUGAAGCUCAGCGGAGAUAGCAGGCACCUGGCCGCCUCAGGCUAACUCGCUUUCGGCUUUGGUUCGGGAUGGAGACCCGCUGGACUGCGCGGAGCCGCCGGAGCAGCAAGAUCCGCCGCUUCAAGAGUGGUCUGUCCUUGUGGCUGGUGGUCUGGCUGGUCCUUGUGAAGCCCAGCCCAGUCCAAGGCUGCCCUCGGCUGUGCGUGUGCUACCCCUCACCCAUGACUGUCAGCUGCCAAUCACAGAACUUCACCUCCGUACCCGCGGGGGUGCCGUUCAACUCGCAGCGGGUCUUCCUGCAGAACAACCAGAUCACCGAGCUCCGGGUCGAUUCCUUUGGCUUUGAAACACAGGUUCUCUGGCUGUAUUCAAACAACAUCUCCUGGAUUGAAGCUGGAGCAUUCAGCGAGCUGAGAGAGCUGGAGGAGCUGGACCUGGGGGACAACCCCCACCUGCGCCGCCUGGAAGGGGGUGCAUUCCGGGGGCUGGAGAAGCUGCAGAGCCUGCACAUGCACCGCUGCCGGCUGGCAGUCCUGCCCCACGACAUCUUCCAUAAGCUUUACAGUCUGCAGUUCCUCUACCUACAGGAGAACCAGCUUCACUUCCUGCAGGAUGACCUCUUUUCUGACCUGGUCAACCUCACCCACCUCUUCCUCCACGGCAACCGUAUCCGCACGCUGUCUGAGAAUGUCUUCAGGGGCCUCGUGAACCUGGACCGACUGCUGCUGCACGACAACCGUGUCCGGCAGAUCAAUCGCAGGGCUUUCCGAGACUUGGGCCGGCUCACCAUCCUUUACCUCUUCAACAACUCCCUGGCAGAGCUGCCGGGCCAGGUGCUGCGAGACACUGCCAACGUCCAGUUCCUGCGGCUCAACGGAAACCCCUGGUCCUGCGGCUGCGAGGCCCGCCCGCUCUGGGAGUGGUUCCGCAAGUCCCGCGUGUCCAGCUCCGAGCUCGUCUGCGCCUCUCCCUCUCCCAAGCGUGGUUCCGACCUCCGCUUCCUGCGGGAGAUGGACUUUGCUCUGUGCCCCCUGCCCGAUCCCGGCUCCCUGGCUGGGACCACCACCACCACCUUCAGCACCAAGACCCGCUGGUGGUUCUCUAAGUCUAAGCCCGUGUCCACCUCCAAGGGCAUUUUUGCAAAGAGCUCCGAAGUGGUCAAGGCCUUCCCCUUUACCUCAGUAAAACCCUUCAACCCAUCCAUUUCAUCCAACACGUUCUCCACCAAGUACGAAAUCGGCGAAGAGGAGGCUGCUCUGCCCAAGCUGGACCCAGAAGAGUACUGGGCCAACUACGGGAACGAAGAUGCUUCCGUCCGCUGCUUCGAGCUGGAAUGUCCACCUGGUUUUGACUCCCCGGCAAUUCCUCCUUCCUCCUCGUCCUCCUCUUGUCUCAUUUCCCUCGUCUCCCUCUCCAUUAUGGCACUUUCCAUUCACUUGCUCUUCGGUUGAUACUUUCCUCUCUGAAAGCUCCCUUUGCCUUCUGAGAACUUUUGUUUCUCGAAACUCUGCUUGCCUUUUCUCUCUACUUCCUUUGCUAACCUGUGUCUUGAUUCUAUCCAGUUAAACUCCUAGACCAUCCAGCAGUCUAAAAGGGUGUGCCGCUGAUGGAGGAAAUGACAAGGCAGCGAGGAGAUGACCAAAUACAGCAGCUCUCGGCUGCAUAGGUAAAGAAAGGAACGGCCAGUACUACAGGUCAGCACUGUUACACGGCAAACAAACGCCUCCUAUUCGCUGCUGUUGAAUGCGCAGCGAGAGUGUUAUUAACUGCUAUAGUUGCACAUACUGCAACUUCAGCAAUUUCCACAGUUUUUGCCUAUCAGGGUUACUAACACUACUCUUACUAUUACUACUACUGUAGUAAAUUCUAUUGCUACUACACAGCAACAUCUUUCUUACAGCUGGUGAUAUUAUUGUAAGCCACGGGUUGAGAGGACUGGUGCAUAAAGGCACAGGGAUUGUUAUUUUUAUACUACUGAUUUCAUAUUAAUGCUGAAAUUUCUGCUUUAAAAUCAGUGACAAUAGCGCAGUUAGUUUUUAAAGCAUUCUUUCAUUCACUCGACUGCAGCUGCCACCAUUAGUAGAUUAUUCAUAUGCCUCCAGCCAUAAACAGAUUCUGGCAGCAUCUCAUGUCUGCUGCCAUUGAGAAGGUCUCUUUCACUAAAAUCAUUCUUUUGUUUCGGGAAAAAAUGCUAAUUCCCAAACCUGGCUGAGAGAGAAUGCAUUGCAAAGGAUUGAAAUUCAAUCUGAAACAGGUAUUGAGAAAAACACAAAUGAGACAAAAAAAGCACGAGAAAAGAGAAAUGAGCCAUUAUUUAGAUAAUUAGCUGAUUGAUGAGUCAUCGGUUGGAAAUUAGAAACAGGCGUAUCUAGGUAGGCUAACGGCACCAGAGAAAGAUGAAUAUUGCAGUACGUAUCAUGCAGAUAGAGAGCAUGACGUAAGGAAUGGGAAAGGAGUAAACUGGAGAAUGAGACAUAUGGAGAAUAAGAAAAAAGAGAGCAAGAGUCGACAGCUUGAAGUCGAGUAGGAGACGAAAUGUAACCCGAGGAGAGGUGGCAAGAAAAGAGAAGAGAGAGAAUUUGGAGAUGGAGAGUGGGUGAGCUGGGAGGAGAGUAAGCCAAAGGUGCGGCAAGCAAGCGAAGAACAAGUGACUUUUUUUAUUCCAGAUCUGUUUCUUUUAGCAUUCACCAGCAAUGAUGUUUUACAAUGCAUAGCAUGUAAAUACUUUAAUACAUCCUCUUGUACAUAGCAACACUGUGGGUUUUAAUAUAUGGAGCCUGUACUGUAUUUUUUUCUGAGUGGUGGCUGUUGCCAUGGCUGUUAGCGUUUGUGAUGUUUAAUUGUGAUGAAACACAGGAAAAAGAGGAGACCAAAAACCGAGAUGUAGAAGGAUGAAUAGGAAGGAAAUAUUCAAAUAUCCUACAUAUUUGGAUUGAAUAUCCUUGACCUAAUUUAAUCAGUUAUUACCCGUCGACGGCACUUUUUUGUUGAGCACUGUGAAAAUGAGUACAGCACUGGAUUUUUAUGACGGAGGGAUUUUAACCAAACCUCCCCAACUGUAAUUUUCAAACUUUAUUUUGAUGAUUUACUUAAAAGCCCUGCCAAUACCAGAACAAGCAAAAAAAAUUGCAGAGAUUUAGAAUAUGGUGUGCCAGCUUCCAGAAUGAAGAAAACACAGCAAACAUUAAAGUGCUGGUCUGGAUGACAAAUGACUCUUAUUUGACGAACCAUCUGGACUGUCAAACGUACUGACCACAAACAAAUCUGAGUGCAAGCAGACCAUGUGAGAGGAGUCCUGGACUGCAGAACUGCCAACUGACGGGUUUCCUAAAUGACUUAUGGAUAGCCCAACCGAGGUAGGAGCCACGUGACCGUCUGAGAUGCCAGCUAAAAGACAGUCUGACCCACGCCUGACCGAAUGGAAAACUCCUCUUGUCCAACAGUAGCAAGUCUACUGGUUACCGAGAUGGGACAGCAGACUGACCGACUGACCAGACGGUGCUUCGGUGGAGGAGGAGGAUCAGGGAUUGGAAGCAGAAAUGCAGUCUAUUUCUGAGCUUUGCUUCCGCUGCCUGUGUCUCCCUCUCUCCAUCUAUUGCUCCAUCCGACUUUCGUCAGGGAUUGUAGGAGUAGCAGUGGGAGUUCUGACGCACUGUGCCCCCCCCACCACAUCCAUUCCAUUACCUCUCUUCCAGUGGGACACCUGUCCUGUCUACUUUAGUCAUCAGCCCUCCCCAUAUCACCCCCCCAGUUCACAGUGUAUACAGAUCACUGUUAAUGCUCUGGAUCCGUCUGGUAGGUUGUGUCUCUGCAUAUUUAUGACUUUAAUGCACAGAAGGAUGAUGAGCGAUAGUUGAGACAAGAGGCAGAUAGGAAGCACAGAGACAGCCCAUGGCCAACAAACCUAGACCUUUCUAAUAUUCAUAUUUAUUCGUUUCACUGAGGCUUUCCUCCAAAGCAACUUACACUGUUUGUACACUAGGAUGCUUACAACUAUUUACUCGCUUCUACAGCUCAGUAGUUUUUCUCAACCCUCAAGGGUGCUACAGUGUGAGUGGGAUUUGAACCUGUGUCCUUUAAGUGGAAGGCAAUAGCUCUAACUGCUGCGCCACCCAUUGGUCCUUUUUGCCAGCUUCAUAACUUCACAUGGAUUCAUGAUAUUUCCUGCAGGCGUGUCAUAACAUACUAAACUGUAUCGCACUGUGCAAAUUUCCAAAAAAAUGUAUUAUUAAUUUGAUGAACUCAAAUUUCAAGCAAGUGUAAACCCCUUUGAAUAACAGGUUAUAGAUAUGAACAAAUCUGAAAAUUAUUUUUGUUUUAUUCUCCAGGGAACCACAUAGGCAUGUUGAGGAUGAAUUGAAUGGAUCUCACUGAUUGUCUUGUGUACUGCUGUGAACUUUUGGUGGUGAACACUUUUAAUCAGCUCUACCAUGCUAACAGGUUAGCUGGUAAUGACAAUGCAGCCCAUUCUGGCAGCCUGCAGUUGAGGUCAAAGAGGACCAAACCCUGAGUGACCUUCGUUGUGGGGGUCAGCACCAGAUGAGGAGUGCACCAGCCCUGUGUUUCUUUCUGUGUGUGUCUGCAAGUGUGAGCGUGAGUACACGAGAGACACUGAGACUGGAUGACUGUUGCAACUGUUGCUUGCAAACUGACCUUUAAUGCAGUGAACUUGGUCUCUGCAAAUGACUGUAAAACAAAAAAAUAAACUGAUAUGUCACAACUGAUAAUCUUUUGUAUUUCAA